AUGCAUCCAUAUAUCAGGAUUUCCUGCUUUGGAUUGAUCGCCGGAUGCGCCAGGGCAGCACUCGAUAUCAUCCCUGGGGCAACAUGGACUGCUACAAACACUGGACAGCACGUCCAAGCCCACGGCGCUGGACUUAUCGAAGAAGACGGCACUUACUACCUGAUCGGCGAAGAGAAAACCAACGGCGCCCUCUUUCAGGCCGUAAACUGCUACUCGUCUACAAAUUUGAUCGAAUGGACAUUCGUGAACCAGCUUCUCACGGUCACCGACGAGGAAGGCGCGGACCUUGGCCCGAAUCGCAUUGUUGAGAGACCAAAGAUUAUCAAGAAUGAUAACACCGGACAAUAUGUCAUGUGGAUGCACAUUGAUUCAACAGAUUAUAGAGAUGCCAGGGUUGGUGUUGCCACCGGCGACAGUGUCUGUGGUGAGUAUGUCUACCAGGAAAGUUUCCGGCCGUUGGGGUUCCAGAGUCGCGAUAUCGGGCUUUUCAAGGAUGAUGAUGGUUCUGCCUAUCUGCUUACUGAGGAUCGCGAAUACGGAACUCGAAUCAUCCAACUUACGGAUGAUUACCUUGAUGUCGCGAACGUAACAUUUGGUUGGGAGUACUUUGCUGAAUCCCCAGCGCUGAUCAAGCGCGGUGAGACAUACUUCAUCUUUGGGUCCCAUCUUACCGGGUGGUCGCCUAAUGACAAUAUCUAUUCAACUGCAACCUCCCUCUCCGGUCCCUGGACAGACUGGAUCGAAUUCGCUCCCGUCGGUUCAAACACCUUCACCAGCCAGGUGAACUACGUUCUACCUCUAGGCACAGACAAGGCAAUAUACAUGGGCGAUCGAUGGGUAUCAACGAACCUCGGCGCAAGCACAUACAUCUGGCUCCCUCUAGAGAUCGACGGCACGACCGCCACCGCAAGUCUUGAAUGGUACGAUUCAUGGAGCGUGGAUCUGGCCGCGGGAACCUGGACCGCAGGAUCUGACGGAACGGCGUAUGAAGGUGAGGAUGGAGAACUCUCCGGCGGUGCUCGGACUAUCAAUUGCUCCCGGUGCAGUGGCGCAGUAGCAGCCGGGUAUAUUGGGGGUUCCGGAGAUGGCGAGAAUGAGGGCGUUGUUGAGCUCGAGGUUGACUCUGCGGACACGGCCCGUGUGACGCUUAAUAUCAAGUAUCUCAAUGGCGACACGAGCCCGCGCUAUGCCGCUGUGUCUGUCAAUGAUGGCGAGGCACAGACGGUGGCGUUCGUGUCGACUUCGCAUCUAGGUGGUAGUGUUGGGAGCACCGCUGUUCAUGUUGACUUGGUGCAGGGGGUCAAUACCAUCCGGAUUUUUGGCGUGGAGGGUGGUGGAUGGGGACCGGAUGUUGAUCAGGUGGUUGUUCCUUUGUAG
Molecule: messenger RNA, 1377 nt
Organism: Aspergillus mulundensis
Lineage: Eukaryota; Fungi; Ascomycota; Eurotiomycetes; Eurotiales; Aspergillaceae
Product: glycosyl hydrolase family 43 protein
Exons: 5
Coding region: 1-1377 (458 amino acids)
Biological process (GO): carbohydrate metabolic process
Molecular function (GO): carbohydrate binding; hydrolase activity, hydrolyzing O-glycosyl compounds
Source: RefSeq, a predicted model, not a curated record